Phytomonas sp. EM1 is the source of this 777-nucleotide messenger RNA. Lineage: Eukaryota; Euglenozoa; Kinetoplastea; Trypanosomatida; Trypanosomatidae. The record is from the annotation of a GenBank genome assembly.
GUCUUAAUUCCAAACAGUAUUCAUUCUAUCAUCAUGUAUCAGACGGAUCCUUUCCAUGAACUAGAAACAGAAAUGCGGGAGCUUGUUGUGAGGGGCAAGUUGCUUCAGCAUGGAAUCAAUCAAAAGGGUGUUAUUAGUGCUGAAAACAUUGGUGAAUUGGAAAAGGUGAGCACAGAAUCGGAAGAACUUCUAGGCUUACUAAAAGAAAUGCUUUUUUCUAUAGAGGAAGGGGGGGGUAAAGUUCAGGGCAGAGUUUUCUCUGCCAAUGAAAUCAUGAAUCGUCAAAAUAUAGUUCGUGCUAUUGAGGGCGAUGUAAAGGAGUUAGUUACUUUUUGCUCGGAAAUUAAGCAACGAAGACCCAUCCAAUGCGCUUCCGCAUCAGCAAACUCCCAAGGAAAUGAAAAUCAUUCAGAAGAAUUUCUGGCAGUCCAGGAGCUUUCUCAAAAGGCUGAAACACAACAGCAAGAAGAAAUUCUUGAUCGCCUCACAUAUGGAUUGCAAGAGCUAAGAGAAACAGGUGUCGACAUUGCUGAUGAGUUGGACACUCAUGAAGUGCUUUUGAGUGAAAUGGAUAGGAAUAUCAGCGGAAUACAAGCACGUCUCCGAAUAGCCAACACAAAGGUCGAUAAGUUGCUCAACAGCAUGUCGAACAAAGGAAAAAUUUGUACAAUAAUAGUACUCUGCUUCGUGUUGAUCUUUCUCACUUUUUUUGCAUUCAAUUAAUAAUGUUUGUGUCGUUACACAUUCUGCAUACAGACAGUAACAGCCAGAAAAAAA